GGGGUGGGGCUCAGAGGUGAGUCUACUCCGCUCGUGAGUCUCGGUUCCACUGAUCCACGGAGUGCUUGUGGUUCUGCGCGGAACCUCCGGACGGACUCGAACCCUCAACCCGCCCGAGCCGUAGGGAGGCCGGCAGGACUUCGACCUCCAUUUCCGGGCCCGUGGUGACAGUUGUUUGGUGGAGGUGGAGGUGGGGGGUGUUUACGUGGUUAGCUAACAGCGGCUGACUUCUCUCCACGCACCCGCAGCCCGCGCGCUGCAUGUGCGGCAACAACAUGUCAGCGCCUUUACCUGCCAUCGUGCCUGCUGCCCGCAAAGCCACUGCGGCGGUGAUCUUUCUGCAUGGCCUUGGUGAUACUGGGCAUGGCUGGGCAGAGGCUUUCGCAGGCAUCAGGAUACCACAUGUGAAAUACAUCUGUCCACAUGCUCCCACCAUGCCUGUUUCUCUGAACAUGAGAAUGUCCAUGCCUUCCUGGUUUGAUAUCUACGGGUUGAGCCCCGACGCAGAUGAAGAUGCGAGUGGAAUCAAAAGAGCAUCAGAGAACGUUAAAGCCUUGAUAGACCAAGAGGUGAAGAAUGGAAUUCCUUCACACAGAAUUCUCCUGGGUGGUUUUUCACAGGGUGGAGCGUUGUCUCUCUACACGGCUCUGACGACUCAGCAGAAACUUGCAGGAGUGGUCGCACUGAGCUGCUGGCUUCCUCUGCGCAACUCCUUCCCUCAGGCGUCGGCCAGCAGUGCUAACAAGGACAUGCAUGUGUUACAAUGCCACGGAGAUGCCGACCCCCUGGUCCCCUUCAUGUUCGGUGCCCAGACGGCGGAGAAGAUGAAAAGUCUCAUCAAUCCUUCCAACAUCACCUUCAAGUCGUACCGAGGACUACCUCACAGCGCCUGUCCCGAGGAAAUGGUGGAUGUCAAACGGUUCAUCGAGAAGCAGCUUCCUUCCAUCAGCGAUGAAUGAACCUCGGGGAGAAUCUGUACAAAGCACAACACCAUCAGAGUCCAUUGUGACUUGAGGACUCAAUGAACCACCGACUUAUCUGUCAAUAAAAACCACGCUGCUACUCAUCGAGCCGGACGAGACCGGGAGCUGCUGCCCGUUCGCUCGGGAGAAGCACGACUGAAACGAAGCUGCUUCCUGAACCUGGAGCCACACACGAUAUCUCAGUGUUACAGUAGAGUAACUUUAGUUGCUUGAUUUUAACGCUAUUCGCCAUCGAGACAAGCCAUUAACUGCAGAACACAUGAACUGGAAUAACUAGGGCUACACGUUAUGGUUUAUUACUUACUAUCUUAAAAUAAAUGGCCUGUUGUUAACAUG
This is a messenger RNA of Platichthys flesus (European flounder), 1319 nucleotides long. RefSeq names its product lysophospholipase 1 (gene lypla1). The record is from RefSeq and is a predicted model, not a curated record. Lineage: Eukaryota; Metazoa; Chordata; Actinopteri; Pleuronectiformes; Pleuronectidae. Gene Ontology annotation, cellular component: cytoplasm. Gene Ontology annotation, molecular function: carboxylic ester hydrolase activity; palmitoyl-(protein) hydrolase activity. Gene Ontology annotation, biological process: protein depalmitoylation. The coding region runs from base 261 to 959 and encodes 232 amino acids. The transcript has 9 exons.